AUGUCUCUUCUAAAUGUUGCCGUGGUGGGAUACGGCUUCUCGGCCAAAAUCUUCCAUCUGCCCUUCAUCCAGCACCAUCCGGGGUUCCGUCUGCAUGCCGUCGUGCAACGGACGCCUCGAAGUAACGAUAACCCGGGGACGGACUUCCCUGGCAUCCGAGUGUACCGGGAUGCUUAUGAGGCGAUCGAGGAUGAGCAGGUCGAUGCGCUGGUGGUAACUUCCACCAACGACACGCAUUUCCCGUUGAGUCGGGAUGCCUUGGAGAAAGGAAAACACGUGAUCGUGGAGAAGCCAUUCACGGUGACCUACGCAGAAGCCGUUGCUCUGGCAGAUCUCGCAGCGAAGAAAAGCCGGCAGCUCGCCGUCUACCACAAUCGACGAUGGGACUCCGAUUUCCUGACGCUGCGCAGCCUGUUGGGCAGCCCUCACCAGCCGCUCGGUCGUAUCGUUCGUUUCCAGUCCAAUUUUGACUGCUCGCCCAACUCUGAAAUCGGGAUGGGGGCCAAGGGAUGGAGACUGACGGCGGGAGUUGCUGGUGCCGGCCUGCUGUUUGAUCUGGGAAGUCAUUUGCUUGAUCAAGCGGUCGUCCUCUUUGGGGCGCCACAGAGCGUAACGGCGGUGUUACUGGACGAGGCCGGUGGAAAGGGAGUCAAGGAGGAAGGCUUUAUGGACGAUGCAUUCAUGAUCAUUCUACAGUUUCAGGCAGGAGUAACUGUCGAACUGCAAGCUACCCAACACUCGGUCAGCGAUCGGCAUAAGCGAUUCGAGAUUCGCGGAACAAAGGGGCGAUGGAUCAAAUACGGCCUUGACGGCCAGGUGGAACAGCUACAGACGGGGAUUCAUCCGGGAAACGAGGACUACGGCGUGGAGAAGCCCCAGAACAACGGGACUCUUCAAGUACUCCAGCCGGAGUCAGGUGUGAGGACUGUCCAAUGGGAAGCAGAGCGUGGGGGGUAUGAUCAGUUCUAUCAGAAUGUGUAUGAGGCCAUUGCAGGCCGGGCGGAGCUGGCGGUGCAGCCCAAGGAGGCAGCGUUCGUGAUGCGUUUGAUUGAACUCUGUCGACAGAGCGCCGAGCAGGGGCGAACGGUGGGCGUUGAUAUCUAG
Messenger RNA from Aspergillus steynii IBT 23096, 1104 nucleotides. RefSeq names its product oxidoreductase. NCBI's taxonomy places the organism in Eukaryota, Fungi, Ascomycota, Eurotiomycetes, Eurotiales, Aspergillaceae. The record is from RefSeq and is a predicted model, not a curated record. Gene Ontology annotation, molecular function: nucleotide binding. The coding region runs from base 1 to 1104 and encodes 367 amino acids. The transcript is spliced from 5 exons.